CCGCACACAGUCAGGAUAAACAUGUCAGACACGGAGACGAAACCUUCCAAUCAGGACGGAGGCGACAAGAAAGAUGGAGAGUACAUCAAACUAAAAGUGAUCGGUCAGGACAGCAGUGAAAUCCACUUCAAGGUGAAAAUGACCACACAUCUAAAGAAGCUGAAAGAGUCUUACAGCCAGAGACAGGGAGUCCUGGCGAGCACGCUACGGUUUCUUUUUGAGGGACAGAGAAUCGCAGAUAACCAAACCCCAAAAGAGCUGGGCAUGGAGGAUGAGGACGUCAUCGAAGUUUAUCAAGAACAGACCGGCGGACUUUGGAAUCAUUAAAGCCACAAUUUCUGAUGUUUU
Messenger RNA from Oryzias latipes (Japanese medaka), 348 nucleotides. It is a transcript of the gene sumo1, whose product is annotated as small ubiquitin like modifier 1. The record is from RefSeq and is marked provisional. Gene Ontology annotation, molecular function: protein binding. NCBI's taxonomy places the organism in Eukaryota, Metazoa, Chordata, Actinopteri, Beloniformes, Adrianichthyidae.